Molecule: messenger RNA, 1240 nt
Organism: Beta vulgaris subsp. vulgaris (sugar beet)
Lineage: Eukaryota; Viridiplantae; Streptophyta; Magnoliopsida; Caryophyllales; Amaranthaceae
Exons: 3
Coding region: 285-614 (109 amino acids)
Biological process (GO): vacuolar proton-transporting V-type ATPase complex assembly
Cellular component (GO): endoplasmic reticulum membrane
Source: RefSeq, a predicted model, not a curated record
GUUGUUUGUCAAAAUUAAAGCAAGCUGCAAGCCCAAUUCCUUUUGAAAUCCCCCACCCAGUAAAAUCACAGCCAGAAAACAAGAUUUCAGUAUUUGGAUUGCAUUUUUCGUGUGUUAUGAUUACUCGUACCCAAGAUUAAGUGAAGAAUCAAAAUUAAUUAAACACCCAAGGUGUUCCAGAACAUAUCGUGCUUUAAGUAACACUGGUAAAUCUAACUCUCAUCCUGCUGCCCUUGCCUUAUCUUGGAGGAGCAUAUUUGGUCAUUAUUCUCUUCAUCUUCUCGAUGGCCUUUUGCUCUCAGGUUAUGGCAAAAAUUGCAGAAGUGACGAGAAAAUUUUUCGUUGCAUCAAUAUUUAUGUGGAUAUUCCCUUUUGCAAUCUUAUACGGCUUUCAGCAUGAUUGGUUCCCGGGUUUCUCACACAUAUCACCUUAUUCUCAGACGCUGCUGAGUGGGUUUCUUGCUGUCAUAUCAGUUAAUGUGAUGCUAGCAUUCUACAUAUGCAUGGCAAUGAAAGAGCCUUCUGAUAAGCAUGAACCAGAUCCUGCUUUUAUAGCCCAACCUAAGGCUAAGGCGAGCCCGAGUAAGCCUAGUGGUGGUGAUAAGCAGGACUAGGGUAUGUCCAUGUCCAUACAGACUGACGGGGCUACAGGGCACAGACUGCAAAGAGUUAACACAAGGAAGAUCAUAUCAGAACAGUUAAAAACUUUGGUAUUUUAGGAAAAAUUUUGAUACGAGAUAUGAAGAUUGGAUGGUAGUGAGUAAUAUUUGCUCUACCUUCCAUUCUUAAUUCCAAGUUGCCACUACCUAGCAGGGCACUCUGUAUUCUAUUUUGCCACAACCUAUCACUCUUAAUUCUAAUUUGUUAGAAAUGAAAAACUUGUUUUUUUCUUCUGAAGAGAUUAUUUGGUCCACAAUAAUUGUAUGACCUUCUAUUUCAUAGUACUGAAAUAUUGCACAUAAAUAUUCUUUUUGUAAUAGAAAUGUCCGUAGAUUAUAUUGCCUCAACUAUCCUCUAUUGUUUAAAUUUUUAUAUCUUCUAUAUACAAAGGUAGGAAACUAUCUGGUGGUUAGAAGACAUUAUAUUAGAAUUCGUGAUUAGAUGAGAUCAUAUUUUAAUCUUCAUAGAAUUACAAACAUUCCUCAACCUAUAAGAUAUGAGAAAGUUCAUUUAUUGAAGAACAACUCACAUAAAGUAUACGUUUGUAAUCUUAUUGUAUUUAUUAUGUUUCUUUCUUAUA